Molecule: messenger RNA, 2798 nt
Organism: Octodon degus (degu)
Lineage: Eukaryota; Metazoa; Chordata; Mammalia; Rodentia; Octodontidae
Gene: Dmpk
Product: DM1 protein kinase
Exons: 15
Coding region: 193-2091 (632 amino acids)
Biological process (GO): peptidyl-threonine phosphorylation; actomyosin structure organization
Cellular component (GO): cytoskeleton; cytoplasm
Molecular function (GO): ATP binding; protein serine/threonine kinase activity
Source: RefSeq, a predicted model, not a curated record
CUGGACUAGGGGUGGGGUGAGAAGAGGAGGAGGCCUCAGCCACAGAGAAGUGACCACAGAGACCCAGGGGACAGCCAGGGACAGGAGGACAUGCAGUCAGGGCUCCAGGGCCUGGACAGGGUCUGUCUGACCCUGUGACAGGAGGACCCCAAGCCUUGGCCCCGGGAGGGGCCAUGGUGCUGCCCUCCCGGCAUGUCAGCCGAGGUGCGGCUGAGGCGGCUCCAGCAGCUGGCUCUGGACCCCAGCUUCCUGGGGCUGGAGCCCCUGCUCGACCUUCUCCUGGGCGUCCACCAGGAACUGGGCACCUCCGACCUGGCUCAGGACAAGUAUGUGGCCGACUUCUUACAGUGGGCGGAGCCCAUUGUGGCCAGGCUUAAGGAGAUUCGACUCCAGAGGGAUGACUUUGAGAUUUUGAAGGUGAUUGGACGCGGGGCGUUCAGCGAGGUAGCGGUGGUGAAGAUGAAGCAGACGGGCCAGGUGUAUGCCAUGAAGAUCAUGAAUAAGUGGGACAUGCUGAAGAGAGGCGAGGUGUCGUGCUUCCGAGAAGAGAGGGAUGUGUUGGUGAACGGCGACCGCCGUUGGAUCACUCAGCUGCACUUCGCCUUCCAGGACGAGAACUACCUGUACCUGGUGAUGGAAUACUACGUGGGCGGGGACCUGCUAACGCUGCUGAGCAAGUUUGGGGAGCGGAUCCCGGCCGAGAUGGCGCGCUUCUACCUGGCCGAGAUUGUCAUGGCCAUAGACUCAGUGCACCGGCUGGGCUAUGUGCACAGGGAUAUCAAACCAGACAACAUCCUGCUGGACCGCUGCGGCCACAUCCGCCUGGCGGACUUUGGUUCCUGCCUUAAGCUGCGGGCGGAUGGAAAGGUGUGGUCCCUGGUAGCCGUGGGGACCCCAGACUACUUGUCUCCCGAGAUCCUGCAGGCUGUGGGCGGCGGAUCCGGGCCGGGCAGCUACGGGCCAGAAUGUGACUGGUGGGCACUGGGCGUGUUCGCCUAUGAAAUGUUCUAUGGGCAGACGCCCUUCUACGCCGACUCCACGGCUGAGACCUACGGCAAGAUUGUGCACUAUAAGGAGCACCUGUCUCUGCCUCUGGCAGACACGGGCGUCCCUGAGGAGGCUCGGAGUCUCAUCCAGGGGCUCCUGUGUCCCCCGGAGGUACGGCUAGGCCGGGAUGGAGCGGAGGAUUUCCGGAAGCAUCCUUUCUUCUUUGGCCUUGACUGGGAAGGCCUUCGUGACAGCGUGCCCCCUUUCACCCCGGACUUCGAGGGUGCCACUGACACGUGCAAUUUCGACGUGGUGGAGGACGGGCUCACUGCCAUGGUGAGCGGGGGAGGGGAGACGCUGUCGGAUAUGCAGGAAGGCGUACCACUGGGGGUGCACCUACCUUUUGUAGGCUUCUCCUACUCCUGCUUGGCCCUCAGGGACAAUGAGGUCCCAGACCCCACCCCCAUGGAACUGGAGGCCCAGCAGUUGCCUGAGCCACAUGUGCAGGUGCCCAGUAUGGAGCCCACCAGGUCCCCACCAGAAGCAACAGCUGAAGUGGCAGAUCCACUGGCUGCCCCUGCAACAGAGGAGACAGCAGCAGGGGAGGAGGUGACCCUGCGGGAGCUCCAGGAAGCCCUGGAGGAAGAGGUGCGCACAAGGCAGAGCCUUAACCAAGAGCUGGAGGCCAUCCGCGACACCAACCAGAGCUUUGCCAGUCAGCUACUCGAGGCAGAAGCCCGGAACCGAGACCUGGAGGCGCAUGUUCGGCAGCUGCAGGAGCGGAUGGAACUGCUGCAAGGCCCAAGAGCCGCAGCUGUCAGGGGGGUCCCCAGUCCCAGGGCCACGGAUGCACCUUCCCAUCUAGAUGGCCCCUCGGCCGCGGCUCUGGGCCAGUGCCCGCUGGUGGGGCCAGGCCCCAUGCACCGCCGCCACCUGCUGCUCCUUGCCAGGGUCCCUAGGCCUGGCCUAUCCGAGGCGCGUUGCCUGCUCUUGUUCGCCGCUGCUCUGGCUCGUGCCACCGCCCUGUGCUCCUUUGGGUUCGUGGCCCACGCCGGCCAUCUCACCCCAACCUGGUGUUUCCCGGGAGCAGCCUUCGUCCCCUGAACCCUAGAACCCCAGGCCAUCCUUGACUCAGGCCAAGUUGGAGGGUUGCAUGACCCGGGGACAGUAGAAGCCGCUCUUAGUGCGUCCCGGCCCACCCACUUGGCCUUGGAGUCGGUGCCCUGCUCCAGUCCCGUGAUCCGAGCCCGCCCCCUGGCGGCCGGGGAAGGAGGAGCUCCGGGUUUGUGACUGGCGAACGGGAUUCGUGGGGUGGCUGGCGCCCAGGGAUGCUGGUGGAGACACCGUCGGCCACCUCUUCCCCAAGCCAGGGUGAGGCCCCAGUGUGGACAAGCGGACUCGAUUCUGAGAAGGCAGGAGGCCGGGGCGCGACCUCCCGAUUGUCACGCUACACACACUCCACCCACCAUCGGAUCGCAAACCAUAAAUCCCCCGUGCGCAUGAGCUCUGGGGGGAACGAGCUAUUCCUGCGGCCUCCAGCCUCCUCCUGCUCUCAGGAAUCUUGUGCUUUCGCAAGCCCUGCUUUUUCGGGGACUCCUGCAACCCCUUUCUCACCUACGCUGCUCUUGGAGUCACAGCCGGCUUCUCCGGCCUCGGUGGCUUGGAUAUUUAUUGACCUUGUCCUCCGACCCGCUGACAGGCUUCCGGACCCCAUCACCCUAAUCCACGUUUUGGAUGCACUGAGACUCGACAUUCCUCGGUAUUUAUUGUCUGUCCCCACCUAGAACCCCACCCCCGACCCUCGCGAAUAA